AUGCUCUACUUAAACAAACGCUCUCCUUCCGAGGAGCUGGCCUCUGUUCACAACCCAAUUUCUCCCCCUGCUAUCUCUACUUGGCAUCAUUCUCUAGACGACCAGAAGAUGACCGAGGUAGUCCCAUUCCCUCAACCACAACACCUCUACCCAUUCGGUGGCUCAGCACAUCGUUUGCUCGCCCCUGCCCCUGAGCAAAAGUCUCCUUACUUCUCUCCAGACUUAUAUCGCGAGAUGCCUGUCUACCCCGUGGGCUACCAUACCACCUCUCAUCUGCCCAGGUCCCCCCCAGAGGCCCGCUCGGCUUCGGUCUCGAGUAUAUCCUCUUCGGCCUCCCACGGCACACCUGCCAUGUCUUCCUCUCGGACCAUGUCACCCGUCACGGACUCCAACCCUGACACUAUGGCAAGUCCCCCGGUCUUGACCAGGACGUAUAACCCGCCGUCGUCCUAUCAGCACACACACAACACCUCUCAGGCGCUCCCUUCGUCAUUAAUCCCCGCCCCAUCGCACUACAUGGAUAUUCAGGUCGCCCCUCCGCCACCAAUGUCGCUCUAUCCUUCGAUGCCGGCCUUGUCACAACGAACAACGACGUACCCACCAUCAUCCUCAUAUGAUUACCACCAACACAUGGGCCACCCUUACCCAUCUCAGCAGUCAAUGCACAGCUAUCAGCUACCGCUACACAACUAUCAACCUGUGUACAGCUACACCAGCGCCCAGGCCUAUCCCAGCCAUUCAGCAGGCGCAAUAUUACCCUCGUUCGCUCCCGCGCUAGGGUCCUCAAUCAUGUCCCUUCCGCAUACGCAACGUCACGACAAGGCUCCUAUUGAGCGUUUACUGAAAGACAAACACGAUAUCGUCAUGAUGAUCCAGUCACACCUGGACUAUUUCGAUGUCACCAAGGCUCAGAUGGCGAGCCGGUGGUUCAGAGAUCACUUUGACCCCUCCAAGUGCCCUGAAGAAGACAAGAUCCGGUGCGUCAUGUUCGCCGAGAUCAACUUCAAGCGAUUCUGGCCCAACAACACCUCCUCGGGUGGCCGGGGCGGCGACAAGGAUGAUGGCAAGCAUCCCGGCUCCUUUGGGUGCUACCACUGCUUCAAGGUCAAGAGCCCCGAAAACUUUGAGCUGUUCAGGUGGAAGAAUGAUCUGGAGGAUGCGCCUGAGAGCAGCAACAACAAUAAGACCAAUGCCAACGACCAAAAGAACUCCGCCUCCUCAAGAAAACAACAACAACAAAAUCAAGCAUCAACAAUCAACACCACCCAAGGCUCCCCCAAACAAAACCCACCUCUGUCCCCUUCCACAUCCUCCCACACCUCCACCUCUUCAUUCUCUCUAACCUCAAACCCCCAUUACGACCCCUCUGUAACACGCUCAUCCCUCGCCGCCGCCGCCGCCGCCUCCACCAAGGGUCAAACCGGCAACACUCGCCGCGGCCCUUCCUCCUCUUCCUCCGGCACUUAUUCUUGUUCGGACCAAUCCCCCCGCAUCCAAGAAACCUGGGGGAUCCGGCGUUUCUGCAUCGACUGCGGCAUCAAAAAGAAAUUUUACAGACCGGGGGUCCUGAUCGAGCUCCACAAAGAGAAGAACGCGGUGUGGGUGUGCGACUGCUGGGUCACGCAUAAGAGGCCGCAGGAGCUGGAUUGCAAGGUUUGCAAAAAGAUAUUGCCGCUGAGCACGCCGAAUCGGAGGAGAUGUUGA
Messenger RNA from Neurospora hispaniola, 1704 nucleotides. RefSeq lists its product as uncharacterized. The coding region runs from base 1 to 1704 and encodes 567 amino acids. The record is from RefSeq and is a predicted model, not a curated record. The transcript has a single exon. NCBI's taxonomy places the organism in Eukaryota, Fungi, Ascomycota, Sordariomycetes, Sordariales, Sordariaceae.